This is a messenger RNA of Prorocentrum cordatum, 4770 nucleotides long. The record is from the annotation of a GenBank genome assembly. NCBI's taxonomy places the organism in Eukaryota, Dinophyceae, Prorocentrales, Prorocentraceae.
GAAAUUGUCGGCAAGGUCAAGCGGGAAUCCGGCACGCAGCGCCCGGGGCAGGCCUCUGGGGACAACCGCGAGGUGCGCCAGCGCAAUGGCACGAUCGGCUGGAAGAUAGAACAAGGUGUGUCUGACGUGGGUGGCAUCGGCUUGCGUACCAGGCAGGGCCACCUGGUGAAGAACCAGGACUACUACGUGGUGUCUCUGCGCAGUGCACCACAGGCCUCGGGGGCGGCCCAAUUUCGGGGCGGCGGCUGGGGAGGGCUGGGUGUCAUGGCCGGGGUAUGGGACGCCGAGAAGGACGAGGCCUCGUCCGAGCAGAGCGAGCCGAGCAGUGGGACCAUGAGCGCGAGGAGUACGGGCCUCUCCGCCGACGAGAGGGACCACCCGGCAGAGGCCCGCGUCGGCCGCGGCCUCCUGAGAGACUGCGACGCGCGGGCGACGAGUUCGAAGGACCGGCGCACGGCGGUGUCGCCGUUCCGCUCACUGCCCGACCUGCACCCGCACGAGGUCGAGCUGCGCGUGGCCGUCACCGAUCUCUCGAGGGAGGUCGCUCCAGAGAAGUUCCGCUCGAAGACCAAGAGCGUCGGCGGCUUCGUCUUCGGACUGCUGGUGUUCCCCCAGGGGACGAAGAGCGCCCCAGAGCACGCGAGGAAGAAUCGCCCCGCGAGAGACGGAGACAAAGACAAAAACAAGGACAAGGACAAGGACAAGGACAGGGACAGGGACAGGGACAGGGACGACGAGAAGGGCAAGGACAGCGAAAGAGACGUGGACACGCUCGACGACAAGCAAGAGGACGACAAGGCUGGAGUGGUUGCCGUUGCCUCGAAGGGGAAGAAGGAGACCCGCUGGAUCUCUGCGUUCGUGGAGGCCCGCCCUUUCGAGGACUACCCACCGCACUGGUACUUCGAGGAUGUCCAGUUCCUCGUAUCCCUGAUCAACUUCCAGGACCUCAAGAAGUCGAUCGUGAAGCACGACAAGCACACGUUCUCCCCGGUGGAGUCGUCCGAUGGGAAGGCGAUCGACCGAGGCUGGCACGAUUUUGUCCAUUGCGACGAGGCCACGCUGCGGAAUAAUGGCUUCGUGGACCCGAAGGACGGCACCGUGUGCUUCCGCGCCUCGGUCUAUCUGGCAGGGGGCGCCAUGAAGGUGAGCCCGAAGACGAAGUCUCGGUACAUGAGCCUCAGCAAGAUCGAGCUGAGCGGGCCGUACGAGAAGGUGCCCAACUUCCUGAGCAGCCUGGUGCAGCUGUGGUACCACAUCGGCCACUUCCGGGGCGCCGUCUACGGCGCCAGCAGCGCCAUCGGCGCCUCGUCGGCGGCCGGCUCGGGGAGCAAGAAGACCUCGAACGUCCUGGGGGCGCUCCGCGAGGUCUUCGUGCGGCUGCAGGCGCGGAGCCCCCCGGCGUCGUGCUCCGCGCUGUGCUCCUCGUUCGGCCGCAGGACCUGGUCCCGCAUCUGCGAGGCCGAGCCGGACGCGUUCUGCAGGGAGGUCUUCCGCGCCGUGGAGGCCGAGCUCGUCGGCCCCGCGGACGGCAGGGGCGACGAGGCGAAGGGCCCCGCGGGCAAGAAGGACGCGAAGAAGGACAUGCCGAAGGCCAAGAGCGUCGCCAGGGCCGACAGCGCGUCGCAGGACAGCCGGGCCCUCUGGGAGUCGGUGCGGGACCUCUUCGAGUUCGAGGUCGAGUGGGCGGCGCAGGCCGUCGAGGGGGGGGAGUUCGGGGACAGCUCGGCCUUCCAGGGGCCGGUCUUCACGCUCGUGGUGCGCGGCUUCUCGAGCCUGGAGGCGACCCUCGACCACUACUUCACCCCGAAGAUCAUCGAGGACGGGUCCGGCGUCCGCGUGCGGACCAUGCGGAAGAUCCGGCGGCUGCCGCACGUGCUGCAGUGGCACCUGAAGCGCGGGGACUACGACUGCUGCACGGGCCUGUGCGGCCUGUCGGACACGUACCUGGGCUUCCCCCGGCAGAUCGACAUGGCGAAGUACUGCGAGGGGGCGGGCGUGUACAACCUCUACGGGGUCAUGGUGGAGUCCGACGAGCACUACUGGUCGUACAUCCGCCCGGAGAUGGAGGGCGACCAGGGCCAGUGGUACCGCUUCGACGACCGCGACAACGUCACCUGCGCGAUGUCGAACGCGACGGCCAUCGACGCCUCCUUCGGCGGCGAGGAGUGGCUGUGCGUGAACUACCUCUACGGCCCCUCCGGCGUGCUGACGCGGCCCAAGGGGUCCCGGGCGUGCCUGCUCGUGUACCUGCGCGAGGCCUCCAUGGACUUCCUGCUCCACGAGCCCCGGCUCCCGAAGAUGGCCCGCGAGUACCAGGCCGCGACGGCCCACCGCGAGCGCGAGCCGCCCACGAAGGCCGCCGAGAGCGAGGCGGCUGCCGCCGCGGCGCAGGCCCUCAUCGAGGAGGUCGAGGCCCAGGCCAUGAAGGAGGAGAAGAAGCGGAAGCAGAAACAGAAGAAGAAGCAGAAGGAUAUCGAGGGCGGCCAGGAGGGCUGGACUUGCUCAGGCAGUUGGGGGCAACCUGGGAUAAAUCUGCCCCAGCGACGGCAAAGCUGCGCGCACCAGCCUGGUGCGGCAGCGGAGGGGGAAGAGAAAACACCCAAGGGGAAGAUGGACGAGCUGAAGCAUCGCCAACUCGGGCGAGACAGUACCGUGAUGAGCGACUACUGGGAGGUUGCCCACAUCCUGGAGAUGCAGACCGAGCACCGCGCCGAGGCCCCGGAGUACAUCCGCAUGAGCGCCGCGUUCAAGGUAGACGAGGAUGCCUCGCUGGCUAUUGGAGACCAGUGCGCGAAUAUCAUGGGCACGAUCGAGAGGUUCUACUGCAUGGCCUACCAGAUUGAGCCAGGCGACAGGAGGGCAUUCACAGGAGGUGGACAAUGCUACAAGCUGGAGGAGACCGACAGCACAGAGAAGGGCGAGAGGAGUACGAUAUUCAAGGACAUGAGGGCAGACUGGUGGGCAAGGGUUGAGACCACCCUCAGCCGACGGGCGAAACUCAGGACGAGAGGCAGAGGGUUGAGGCAGCAGGAGGAGAUGGCGCGAGCAGGACGGCAACUGGCAUACACCAUGCCACCGCUGAAGGGUUCACCAUCCGCCACGGCGCAGCUGCACCACACCAUCUGGCAGCACAGGCUCAGGAAACUCGAGGAGAUCGAUAACGACGUCAUCCAGGGCAUGGCUGCACAGGCUGAGGAGGAGAGACAGGCCGGGACCAGAAGGGACUACAGGGAAAGCACAAGGAGCUUCUGCCAGUGGCUGGCAGACACCGAGGCCAAGCCAGGAGUCCUACAUCGCAUCACCAAGCCGCCUCUGCAAAGAGAGGAGGAGAUCGCCACAGAGAACCACACCACGGACAGCCCCUUGGAGAUAGUAGACGCCAAGAUGCGAGACUUCACCAAGGUUUGGCAGGACGACGGCAUCCCACACAGCAAGCACACGGAGCUGCUGAAGGCACUGAGGGAGCAGGCGCGGAACACGGAGGAACCUUUCUGGACGCUGGAGAACCUGGACAUGGCGCUGAAAGGGGGAGCCCGACCGCGGGCAAGGUGGCGCGCGGCAGAGACCAGAUUCAGACAGGUGGGCAGCAAGCCCAUGAAGUUGAAGAUCGGCAGGUGCCCAGACAUACGGGCACAGGCCAGGAGAGCGUGGCCCAAGGUGUACUUCAGGCUGCCCAACACGGAGGUGAAGAAGCGAUGGCAGCAGAGGGAACCGCACGACAUCCACGAGAAGACUGCAGGCCUGGCGGAGCGAGCCCGAGAUGAAGCAGGCGCGAAUCCGAUCUUCUGGCUGAGGGGGUUGAAACCAUCCACAUGGACUUCACCACCGACAUGCAGUGCAGAGGAGGGGCUCGAGGUGAACCUGGGGCUGGCGACAGGGCGCGCGCAGCCCGACCUGCAGGCGGAGGGGGGCAAGGAGCUCACAGCCUGCGGAGACGGCUCAGGGGGCGAGUACAGCAACGACGACGGGCACCGUAGGUGCGGCAGGAGCUGGACCAUCCUGGACACCGAGGGCAAGCUCAAGGGCUUCGAGCUGAAGGCAGGGCAGUCCGGAGCGCUGCCAGGGGCGAGACAAACCAACAAUCGGGCCGAUCUGUUCGCGCUGAUCAAGUGCAUGGAGGAGACCAGAGGGCCCAUCACCUUCUGGACCGACAGCGAGGGCACCUUCCUGGACUGGAACGCGGAGCGCGACACCAAGAAGGAGCUCACAUGUCCCAGCGCCGACCUAUGGUGCUGCAACGAGGCGAUCAGGCAGAGCACCAACAGCCUCGAGACAGUCAAGACAUGGCUGCAGGAAGGCUGCAAGGGGCCGCUACCAGAGACAGGCAGAGGGGUCGUCUACGACGGGAUCCAGGCCCACGAGGCACACGAGCUACGAUGGCUGGAACGAGAACGGAGAUGGUAUUGCAGAAGGUACGCGAGCUCGGUCACAGAGUACGUCAGCGAUAGACUACAGCAGGAGUGCGAGGGGUCGCCAAGCUGUAACUCGAUGAAGUACAGACUGAAGGCCUGGGAGACGCUCGCGGACUUGGACCACUGGAGGCGAGAAGAUGCAGUUCCACCAGACCUUGGCCAGCCUGGCCAUAAGCCAAACCAGCCUGGCUUGAGCAACAAGGAGCCCAGCGACGACCAGAACGACACUGGCCUGGGGCAGCUCGGAAAUUCCGAGGAGACGAUGGACGCAGAGACUCCUGAGCGCGGCGAGAGGACCAGGGAGGCCAGAGGAGGCGGGGGCAGGGGCCAGCCUGGCCCAGCCGCCGUGCCAGCCUGA